CUUGGAACGAGUUUUAAACUGUAUGCCCGCCGGUCUCGGGAGUCACGCGCACACGCAUGUUGUCUUGUCUACGUGUUUGCCUUGGAUGGAUGAAUCCGCGGUUCUACUAUCUCCGUUUGACUAUCGUGUGACAGAAUAAUGAAUUUAAAAUUGAAUAACGAAGUCCGUGGUUCUAUCAGUCUUUUGCCGGCCCCUCCAGUGUCGUCUAUUAAGGAGGAACGGCGACGUACCGGUCGCUACAUAGCUAUCUUAGUUGGCAUUUCGUUGCUGAUUCUGGCCAUCUACCAUGCGUGGGUACGCCGCAUACCAGUCGUGGCCAGUCUCGUUGUGCCCGCACUCAUCAUGUUCGUCUACGUCGGAUGGGUGCUGUAUACUGCAUCGAGAGACAAACACAAGUUUUUUCAAUUCCAAGAUGCAGAAGCUGCUUUAACAUCUGGGACAGAAGUAAAUGACGACGGACGCGUGUCUCAACUGUCUAACAAUAAUUUAGAAGAAUUGGUGAUAUCCAGUAAGGAGAGUUCGAAGGUAAACUCACCACGUGGUUCGAUACGUAAAGACUGGUUAAGAACAUCAACUUUAAAAGAAGAAAGAAAAACUAAACCUGUUGAGAAGAGUGUUAACUUCAUAAAGCCUAUAAUUCUAGUCAAUGACAAACCACCGGAAGAUCUAGACCAAAAGUGGACACAUAUAGUGGAGAAUUUAACAAAUAACGACAAACUUAAAGGAUUUUCAACCCGAAGAAGAUAUAAAAGAAAAUUUUGUAGAAGAAAACGGAAUGCGGCGUUUAAAAGAUCUUAUAGCAUCGGUUAAAAUAAUAACAAAAUAUGUUAGAGAAUUAAUUGUUGAAUUAAUGAAUGGUUGUAGAUAUUAAUUAGUGUAUGAUGAAAUUGCUAUUUCUAGGUUUCCCUUGCUGCCCUUUAUGCUGUAAAUAAUUUAAAUAUAGGUUAGGAGUCAUAGAGCUUGAUUGUGCGUACAGAUUGUAAGAAUAGAAACUUCGUGAGUCUUUAAAAUAUCCAAACAUCCCUAUUUUUCAAGACACAUAAGCAUAGAUGAUUAUUUCAGUUUUUGUUUUAAUUAAACUGCAUUACUAGCGCCAUCUUUUAGCUGACAUUAGACAUUAGAGAAUCUAGUACACGUAGUUUCUAACAACAUUGUUUUGUUUUAGACUGAA
Messenger RNA from Papilio polytes (common Mormon), 1171 nucleotides. RefSeq lists its product as uncharacterized. Lineage: Eukaryota; Metazoa; Arthropoda; Insecta; Lepidoptera; Papilionidae. The record is from RefSeq and is a predicted model, not a curated record. The transcript has 5 exons. Bases 139 to 810 code for a protein of 223 amino acids.